This is a messenger RNA of Anopheles cruzii, 531 nucleotides long. Its product is annotated as carboxylesterase 5A-like. Gene Ontology annotation, cellular component: synapse; postsynaptic membrane; cell surface. Gene Ontology annotation, molecular function: signaling receptor activity; neurexin family protein binding. The transcript has a single exon. The record is from RefSeq and is a predicted model, not a curated record. The annotation marks the transcript as partial. Lineage: Eukaryota; Metazoa; Arthropoda; Insecta; Diptera; Culicidae. Gene Ontology annotation, biological process: chemical synaptic transmission; neuron cell-cell adhesion; postsynaptic membrane assembly.
AUGCCGACGGAUGGCUACUCGGUGCUGGUGACGUUCCCGACGGGCGAUUUCGACGGCGACACACCGUUCACGUUGAACCCGUUCCAGAUGGUGUUUAAGCAGAAGAUUAUAGUCGUCACGGUGGGCUACCGGAUGGGUAUCUUCGGGUUCUUCACCAGCCUGGACGGUGAGGCGCCUGGGAACUUUGGUCUGAUGGACCAGUCGGCGGCGCUGCUGUGGAUCAAGCGCAACAUUCGGCUGUUCAACGGGAACGAGGAAUCGGUAACGAUCAUGGGCCACGGUACGGGCGCCAUUUGCGUGGGGCUACACCUGACGUCGGGCGAGUGGACGGAGGACAUGUUCCACAAGGCGAUUCUGAUGUCCGGCAGCGUGCUGCUGGAAUCGAGCGUCCGACCCGCCAAGCAAUAUGCAUCCGCCUUGGACGAGCUGGCGACCGCCUUCGGGUGUUUCCGUCGGCCGACCACAAAGCUGAUGGAUUGCUUGCGGCGGGUGGACGCCCAGAUCCUGGCCGAGAACUCGCCCCCCAUCGAC